AUGCAGCCUUUUGACGGCAAACCAUUUCAAGGUUACAAGCAGUAUUGGAAAAGUCAAGGGGUUUCCCCCGGAAUUGACGAUGUCGACGAAGAGAAAACAUACUUCUUCCAGGGCUUCUCUACUGUCCGCGAGACGUCAUUCAACCCCGAUGUUAUCACGAACGCAUGUGCCGACAGAGGCAUUGUGCCAAUUGAUCAGUCCAAGGUCGGCCAACCACUUUGA
Messenger RNA from Penicillium robsamsonii, 222 nucleotides. RefSeq lists its product as uncharacterized. The record is from RefSeq and is a predicted model, not a curated record. NCBI's taxonomy places the organism in Eukaryota, Fungi, Ascomycota, Eurotiomycetes, Eurotiales, Aspergillaceae. The transcript has a single exon. Bases 1 to 222 code for a protein of 73 amino acids.